AUGGCCCCCGGAGCUAUUAAAGAUCGAAGGCCAUGCAGCCAUCACAUCCUUGUUCACACCCACAGGCGCCUCGCAAUCAGCAGUUCCCGCCAGGGAAGGGAAGGCCCCCUGAUGUGCAAUGCCACGUACCCUAUCCGUAGGCCGUACACGAGAGGUAACCUCGCGAGGAGACGGGAGGAUGAGAAUAAGGGAGCGAGCAGGAAGGUCGAGAGGCCUCGAAAUGAGGAGGACGACGAGGACGACGACGACGAUGAUGGGUUUGCCCCUUUCGAUGGAGUCACUUCCGGUAGCCGUCCUGCAGCGGCAGGCCGUCUCCCCUCGACUCCGACGUUGGGCUUCCCCAACUGGAUGUACUCGUACUGCACUGUAUACCCCACUUGGCACCGUACCCACCUACCUUGUCAAGGUGUCAAUCAAGGUUUCGAGCCCUGA
Messenger RNA from Colletotrichum graminicola M1.001, 432 nucleotides. RefSeq lists its product as uncharacterized. The transcript has 2 exons. NCBI's taxonomy places the organism in Eukaryota, Fungi, Ascomycota, Sordariomycetes, Glomerellales, Glomerellaceae. The record is from RefSeq and is a predicted model, not a curated record. Bases 1 to 432 code for a protein of 143 amino acids.